CUCCUGGCCAUGAUGGCCUAUGACCACUAUGUGGCCAUUUGCUGGCCACCGCGGUACCCGGAGCUCGUGAGCAUGAGAGUCUGUGUGUGGAUGGCCGUGCUGAGCUGGGGGACAGGCUUUACCAACUCACUGCUACAGUCUAGUUUCACUUGGAGCCUCCCCUUCUGUGGCCACCAUGUCAUCAACCACUUCUGUGAGAUCUUGGCUGUGGUCAAACUGGCCUGUGGGGACAUCUCUCUCAAUGCCCUGCUAUUGAUGGUGGCCACCAUCAUCCUGACGUUCACCCCAUUUCUGCUCAUCUGCCUGUCCUACAUCUUCAUCCUGGCCACCAUUGUCAGGGUCCCCUCUGCUGCAGGCCGGCGCAAAGCCUUCUCCACCUGCUCUGCCCACCUCACUGUGGUGGUGAUUUUCUAUGGGGCCAUUGGCUUCAUGUACUUCAACCCCAGUGCCAAGGACCCCCAGUGGGAUAAGAUCAUCACUCUGUUGUAUGGGAUCGUGACCCCCUCCCUGAACCCCAUCAACUACAGCCUGCGCAAUGCAGAGGUGAAGGCUGCUGCCUCCGCGCUGCUUCGGGGAGACCUGCUCUCCAGGAAGCUGUCCCACCUCUCCUGCUGGCCUCCCACACGCUCGGGCUGA
Messenger RNA from Sorex araneus (European shrew), 636 nucleotides. RefSeq names its product olfactory receptor 13C7-like. Gene Ontology annotation, biological process: G protein-coupled receptor signaling pathway. The record is from RefSeq and is a predicted model, not a curated record. The transcript has a single exon. Lineage: Eukaryota; Metazoa; Chordata; Mammalia; Eulipotyphla; Soricidae. The annotation marks the transcript as partial. Gene Ontology annotation, molecular function: olfactory receptor activity. Gene Ontology annotation, cellular component: membrane.